CAUAAAACAAACUCCCUUUACUCGACUCCUUCACGUCUCAAAUAUUCUGCCUCUUUCUCGACCUUCACUUCAGCUGCAUCUUCUCUCUACCCGUCGACACUUCUCCCAUCCCCAUCCCCGCCGCCGCCUCCAAUCUCCGAUCUCCUGUUGGAUGAAGCCAAGAAAACUCGAGGACCUAGAGUUGAGGAUGGAACUGCGCACAGAGAUCGGCCCCUUUUUGAGAUAUUGAAGGAGAACAAGGACAAGAAAGAUGCAGAGUUCAACGAACGGUUCAAGCAUAGACCUCCAAAAGCAUUAGAUGAAGAUGAGACCGAGUUCCUUGAUAGGCUAGAGCUGUCAAGGAGAGAAUAUGAGCAGCAAUUGGCAGAUGAUGAAGCCCAACAGCUGCGGAGUUUCCAAGAAGCAGUGGCUGCACAAGCUGCCACGCUACAGGAGCUACAGGAAACACCUCAUGUGGUUCCUAAACUUGAGGAAAAACAAUCAACUGGGGAGAAGAAAUCACAUGCAAAGAAAUCACAUUCAUUGGUAGUUAUAAAAGUGAAGCCUCAAACUAAGAAAGCAAGGAUAGGUGAGCAGGUUAACUUCAACUUUGAAGAACUGAAAAGACAUGAUGCUGCUACUAGUGAUACAGAGAGAUCUUCUUUAGGGCCGGAUAAGGGAUCUAUCCAGAAUGUGAAUGUGGCGGCUACUGGCGGGGGGCUUGGCCUUGUUUCAUAUAGCGACGAAAGUGACGUUGAUUAGCCGGUUUUUUUUUUGCUUAGACAUAGUGGUUGGAAAAUAUGUAUGCAUACGUGUACUCGUAUUUAAUCUAUACCUUUACAUCAUGGUUGUUAAUAUCUCAAUAUUGAUUUAAGAUCUUACGUUUUUAAGAUCCUACAAGCCGAAAACAA
Messenger RNA from Lactuca sativa (garden lettuce), 890 nucleotides. Its product is annotated as NEFA-interacting nuclear protein. The record is from RefSeq and is a predicted model, not a curated record. Lineage: Eukaryota; Viridiplantae; Streptophyta; Magnoliopsida; Asterales; Asteraceae. Gene Ontology annotation, cellular component: nucleus.